Messenger RNA from Dentiscutata erythropus, 393 nucleotides. NCBI's taxonomy places the organism in Eukaryota, Fungi, Glomeromycota, Glomeromycetes, Diversisporales, Gigasporaceae. The record is from the annotation of a GenBank genome assembly.
AUGCUAAGAGAAUUAUGCACCGGAAGAAAAGGAAAAGAAGAGACAAAAGGAAUAGAGACCAGUGAAUCAGCACGUGAACCUGAAGUACUUAAAAUGUCAGAUAAAUUAAAGGUAAUAAGGUUAGGAGUAUUAACAGCUAACAUUGAGUCAUCCGAAGACUCAAAAGUACCUAGAAUAGUAGAUGUAGACGAAAAAGUGUUUCAAUUUAAAACUAGAUCUUCUGAAGACUCGGAUGAACUUGAGAUUGUAGAGGUAGACAGAGGUAUAAAACCAGAGGAAGCAUUAAUUUCAUUAGAAGAGUUUAUUUCUUCAUUGGUAGAGGACUUAGAGGUCUCCCAUGAAUCGGAAAAAUUACCUAAAGCGGGUCAGCCUGGAUUUACUGGUGGACGUUGA